AUGGGAAAGAUGAAUGACUCCGUUCAGAAAAGAUACCGGAAUAAUGUUCGUGUUGAUCCUGCCUCUUUGAAUCAUUAUCUCUGCUACUUCUGCGGAAAAACUGCAUCAGAUCGAAUGGAAUAUCAGUUACACAUGCUGAAAGUGCACGAAGUGCUAUCCCAAUCUUAUCAAUUAUGGUCUGAUCAUACGAUGGAUUCGCUGGGAUUAAGAUGGAGUGAAACAAAAGGAAGAGAUGAUCGAGAAACUUCUUCCUCUCCGGUUUUCAUUAGUUCUCUUCUCGCUUGUCGCUAUCCUCUGAAGUUACGCUACAGUGGUCUUUUUAAAGCUUUCCGUCUUUAUAUCCUCUCAAUGGACACUGAUUAUGAAAAAGCGUUACUGAAAAAAGUGAAGCAGUUGGAAGCAAAUGUGGCAGCUCUUCACUCAAAAAAUGACAGAAAAGACGAAAUUAUAUCAACUUUAUCGACAACUAUCGAUAAUCAGUUGAGAGAAAUAAGAGAGUUGAGAUCCCGAUGUGGGAACUAUCAUCACCAGUUUUCUCCCAUUUCGCCCAGUGUUGUUCCCGCGUCGCCAGUGUCUCGAGAACCAAGACACAGAAAUUCGGAUGAAGACGAUGAGGACUACGUUUAUGAGGAGGAGAAACCAACCAAACGAAGAAAGAGAGAUGAGGAAAGAUCGAGAAGAUCGUUAGCUGAAAGACAGAAAAGGGCAGUGGAGGAACAGCGAAGAAAAGCAGAAGCCGCAGCUGAUCGAAUGAGAAGAGCCGAAGAGAAACGUCUCGAAAAGAUGAAAAGAGAUGAAGAGAGACGACGAAUCGAGGAAGCGAAACGUGCAUUGCAACAACAGGCCGCAGCUGACAAGGUUGAGCGAGUUGAACGAUUCGAAAAAGCUGAAAGAAGAUUGAGUGAAGUUGAUUCAAGAGAAACUCCAGAGAAACAAAUCAAAAGCGAAGCGGAACCAAAAAGAAAGAGAAAGAAGAAUAAUGAAGGACCGCCUAGAUGGAAGGAUAUCGUAUCGGAAGCUAAUAAACAAGAGCAUCCGGAUGUUGCUUUUCUCGUACAAAAGAUUCUCGCGGAGGGAAAGAAAAAGGAGGCUUCGAGUGAGGAGGUUCAAGAAGAAGAUUUGACUCCGGAGAUAGUUGAUCGUAAACCAUUCGACUUUUCGAAAAAUGCUACAAAAUACUGCAAAGUGUGUAAGAAGGGAACACACUACACGUUUGCUUCGUUGUUCGAACAUUACCAAGACCAUCAUCAUGCCAUCUUGAAAUCCUUCGAUUAUUAUGGUUACAACAAUAAAAAGUUGAUUGGAAAGAAGCAUCUUCUCGAACGGGAUUACUGUCAAAGAUGUGUCAUGAGAUUCCCAAGAGCCAGAGAUUACUUCUCUCAUAUGAUACGUCACCAUAUCAAUGAAAGUGUCAGAUGCCAGCUUGACUUCGAAAACGCCAAUAAUGCUGAUGUUGAAGUCCGAAUGGCGUUCCGUGACAGAAUUAUCACUCUUGGUUACAAUUUCCAAUUCGAAGAGGAGACACUACUCUCGGAUUCUAACUUGGAUUCUGUCGUGGAUGAUUUUCGUGCUGGGACAUCGUCCGCCGCUUACCAGAAUUACAAUGAACCAAGCACUUCUAGCACUCCUUCCGGUCCAUUUGCCAUGGAUAAGCAAAUAAAAAUUGAGCCUCCAGGAGACGCGGACCAAUCUUCGUCUCCUCUCAAAGUUCCAAAAGUGGAAAUUUUACAAAUUCCAAAAAUUGAACCCCUCCAAAUUCCGAAGAUCGAACCAUCCUAA
Messenger RNA from Caenorhabditis remanei, 1779 nucleotides. RefSeq lists its product as uncharacterized. The transcript has 6 exons. Bases 1 to 1779 code for a protein of 592 amino acids. NCBI's taxonomy places the organism in Eukaryota, Metazoa, Nematoda, Chromadorea, Rhabditida, Rhabditidae. The record is from RefSeq and is a predicted model, not a curated record.